Molecule: messenger RNA, 216 nt
Organism: Phytophthora infestans T30-4
Lineage: Eukaryota; Oomycota; Peronosporomycetes; Peronosporales; Peronosporaceae
Exons: 1
Coding region: 1-216 (71 amino acids)
Source: RefSeq, a predicted model, not a curated record
AUGACGAAGUCGAUGUGGAACUUGACCCAGCUGGACGAGAAGGUGACGGACUCGAAGGCCCGCAUUGAGGAGCUGAAGGAGCUCAUCGGUCUGAUGGAGGAGACCCGCACGACGCUGGCCACGACUAUGGAUGAGGUGACGGCCAUGUACCCGGAGGUUGAGGAGGAGAUCGACGACGAAAUCGCCAACCUCGACUGGGAGAAGGACACGCAGUAA